UCUCUCUCUCUCUCUCUAACAGUGGUAUAUUUGUAUUGACAAGCUGUUUUCCAAGCUUUUGCUUUCAAGUCCCACAGAGGCAAAGCAAGAAAGCAACCCCCAGCAGCUUUUUCUUCUCUUCUUCAAAAUCGAAAGACUUUUCACUAAAUUCUCCUUCUCCUCUGCUAAGCCCUUCCUUCCCUUUCGCUCCUGCUUCUUGCUUUUUUUUUUUUUUUAUGGAUUUUCAGCUUUCCGAGGCUCCAAGUUCUCAAUUUUACCCGACAUUUCUGCUCCUCAUCUGAAGAAUUGAUUUGGGUUUGUGUCGCUUUUGCUGUGUAUGAUUGGUCACAGUGGCUUUGGAUUUGGUUGGGAAGUAGCCUAGGGUUUAAAAAAUCAGUCAAUUUUUGUCUAACGAAAUCUCAGUUAUAAGGGUCUUCCCUUCCUUCCUUCCUUCCUUCCUCUGCUUUUUUCUUCUGUCUGCCUUUUGGUUCUGGAAUUUUCCUUGGGUUUUGGAAAGUUGGCCCUUUUCAAGAUUCCCAUAAAGCUUAUGCUCACUACGAGUGAAAAAGGAAAGAGGGCUCCUUUAGAUUCCACCCAGUUGGCCCUUUGAUUUCAAUCUCUGCCCCCUUCUUCCUCCUUAAAAACCCUCCAGAUUUCCUUCGGUUCCCUUCCUUCUGCUGCUGUAGGUUAGCUCAGCUCAUCAGUGGAGAUGAACAGGGGAAUGGAAGUCCUGUCACCAGCAUCUUACAUACAGAACUCCAACUGGCUCUUCCAAGAGAGCGAGGAGGCGAGGUGGACCCCGGAGGAGAACAAGCAGUUCGAGAAGGCCCUCGCCCUCUUCGAUAAGGACACCCCCGAUAAAUGGUUCAGGGUGGCUGAAAUGGUCCCCGGGAAGACGGUCGGGGAUGUGAUCAAGCACUACCGCGAAUUGGAAGAGGACGUCAGUGACAUUGAGGCGGGGCUGUUCCCGGUUACAGGGUAUGGGAGCAGUUCCUUCACAUUGGAGUGGGUUAGCGGCAGCGAUCACGGGUUUGAUGGGCUGAAGCAGUUGUAUGGCCCCUGCGGUAAGAGGGGGACCUCUACUAGACCUUCUGAUCAGGAGAGGAAGAAAGGGGUCCCUUGGACUGAAGAAGAGCACAGGCAGUUCUUGAUGGGUCUGAAGAAGUAUGGAAAAGGUGACUGGAGGAACAUCUCCCGCUUUUUCGUGACCACUCGGACUCCAACCCAGGUGGCAAGUCAUGCUCAGAAGUACUUCAUCAGGCAGCUCACUGGGGGUAAGGACAAGAGGAGAUCAAGCAUCCACGACAUCACCACCGGCCAUCUCCCCGAUAGCAACCCUUCUUCCCCAGCAACCUCCUCGCUGGAUAAUCCCCCUGCCACCGUGACCAAAUCGCAGCCGCACGAUCAGCAUCAGAAGAUGGGAGGAGGAAUGGGGAAAGGGCCGUUUGGAUGGAAACAGCCCACUGAAGUCACCAGCAGUGUCACGGAACCAUUCCUCGGCGGAUCACCUUAUGGGUAUAAGUUUCAGGAACAGAACCUUCUGGGAGGAGCGCUUCUGGGCUCUCAGUUCGGAGGUUGUAACCCAGUAUUCCAGAUGCACCAGUACUGAAAUUGAUGAUCGAUCAUGGAGAAUACUGCAUGGAUGGAGAUUGAUGUAUGGGAAAAUAUUAUUUUGGGUUGUACCCUUAUUGAUGUAUCAUCAGGUCCAUAUUAUGUUAUGUGAAUAUGUUAUAUGGGGGCUUGGAUUAGUCCACAACUAGUGGAGUUCUUUUUGAGAUUCUGAACUGUUGAAUCUGAUCUGGUGAGUGAGAGGGCCUAUUUACUGGGUAAAAAAAGAAAAAAAGAAAAAAAAAAGAAUUUGUGUC
Molecule: messenger RNA, 1844 nt
Organism: Punica granatum (pomegranate)
Lineage: Eukaryota; Viridiplantae; Streptophyta; Magnoliopsida; Myrtales; Lythraceae
Source: RefSeq, a predicted model, not a curated record